Seriola dumerili (greater amberjack) is the source of this 491-nucleotide messenger RNA. Its product is annotated as beta-microseminoprotein-like. The record is from RefSeq and is a predicted model, not a curated record. Lineage: Eukaryota; Metazoa; Chordata; Actinopteri; Carangiformes; Carangidae. The coding region runs from base 10 to 435 and encodes 141 amino acids. The transcript is spliced from 4 exons.
UCUUAUAUAAUGCCAAUGGUUUCUGUACGCUCACAUAGACUUUCCACAGAAAUACGGUCUAUUUUAUGCUCUUACUCGACAUCACUCAAAUCUGACAAGACUGUUAUCACCAUGAAAUUCUUGGCUCUGGCGUUGCUGCUCUGCAGUCUGCCCUCACUGUCAAAUGGGGCUUGUGGGUCAUGGCUUCCACACUCUGACUGGACGACCCAUUGUCAGGAUCCUGUGGAUAAGACAUGGCAUGCCAUAGGAUCUAAAUGGAGAAACAGUCGAUGUAUGGACUGCACUUGUAAUAGAUGUUGUGAUGCAUAUUCCACCCCCAGCCAGUUCCCUAAUGACUGUGUGUCAGUGUUUGACUCAGAGGCAUGUGUAUACAGAGUGCACAAGCGGGACGACCCAACAGUAGAAUGUCCAAUUUUUGGAUCAGUGGGGAAGUGAUGCAGUCAUUGUUUUGAGGCGUCUGAGGUGGGGUGUGUGGGGGGGGGGUUGCACAA